AUGGAUUCGCCUCAGAUGUACGAUAAUCAACAGCACAGCCAAAAUAAUAAUUUGAUUAAUACCGAAGCAAAAAAAUCCGUUAUUAUGAACAAUAAUAAUAAUAACAAUAAUCUUACAACCCUUAAUAAUAAUACAGGAAAUUCGAAGCAAACGGCAGCUUUACUUAAACAACACCAGUUGGCGCAAACGUACCAACAACACCCUAACGAAAUGAACGAUCUUAACACCCCUGAAAUUUCAUUGGACUUACAAAACUUAAUUGACGAUUCGCAGUUUAGUGAAGGUUUAUUUACGGACAUUUUGCAAAGCCAACAGGGCAAACACAUACAAAAUUUACAUUCAAGACAAGUGAUGGGGGUGCAAAACAACAAUUAUCCCCGAACUACCCUUGCGUAUAUGCCCCAGCCUGUACACAGUGGAGCAACUUACUCCGUUAAUCCAAAUUCGAGUAGUGACUCCAAUAGUUCAGCUGGUAGCGACGUUCCUAGCAUCAAAGAAGAACCUUUAGAGCACCAAGAAGAGUAUCGCAGACAAACUUCAUGCGGUUUGCUACCGAACAACUAUAUGCCUGGAACCUAUCCUCAGAAUCCUGGCUCAACUUUCACCACCUUAACUCCAAGUCCAGUAAUGCAUCACCAAAUCAACAUGAACGCCAUGAAAAAUAAGGCUUCACUGUUGAACCAGCACGUUUCAAGAAAAAAUAACAAACCCUGUGAUAAAAACAGUGAUGAAUAUCGAAGACGACGCGAAAGGAAUAACAUUGCUGUGCGAAAGAGUCGCGAAAAGGCGAAAGUAAGGACCCGAGAAACUGAGGAAAAAGUGAAAAUUUUAAUCAAAGAGAACGAAAGACUUCAGAAGCGGAUAGAAUUGCUAAGUGAAGAACUAAAUGUGUUGAGGAGUUUAUUUUCGAAUGUGGGAGUACUUCCUGAACACGUCCAUCGGGAAAUCAACAAGCACUUAGAUACGUUCCAGCUUCAACAACAGCAGCAACAAAUAUCACCAGAAAGCAAAAAAAGGAAAAUAGCAAAUAAUGAGACUGAGCAGGAAGAAGAAAUAGAUGAAAAUAGGGAUGAAAAUGGCACAGAAAGUACGGAUAGAUCGAGUGAACAUAUCAAUGAACCGUCGACGUCAAGUUGUAAUGUGGAGCAAGCACAAAAUAACUGGAGCCAGUUUCCUACCGCCUUAGAUUUAUCAAAAACUCCUCAUGAUCCGCCCUCACAACCGAUUUUAAGGGAAUAUCCAGUAACAAAAAUAGGUGAUCGUUUAAGAGCGUUUAACAAAAACUGGUAUAAAACAUUUCCUUGGUUGGAAUAUUCAGCAAUAGAAAACAAAGCGUUUUGUUUCUAUUGUAGAUUCUUCCACAAAGCAGAUGUGAAGGAAAAAUCAUUUAUCAUUGGUUAUAAUAAGUGGAAAAAAGCUAUUGAAUCUAAUUCGGGAUUUACUGCACAUAGCAGCUCAAUAGCUCACAAAGAAUGUUUGGUAAGAUUUAGGGAGUUCCAAAGAUCCAGUUCUGUUGGUGGAGUAGAAAGUUUAAUUAAAAAUAAAAACAAUGAACUCAUUGAAGAAAAUCGGUAUAACAUCAAAACACUGGCUGAAAUUCUUCUAUUAACUUGUAAAUUAGAAAUUGCGCAAAGGGGACACGAUGAAUCCAGUGGAAGAGGAAACUUUCUAGAACUAACGGAGUUCGUUGCAAAUCACGACCCUGUAUUAAAAAAAAAUCUCAAGUGCUGCGGAUGCGCAGUCGCUAUUCACCACAAUAAGGGAAACGCUAUUGAAAACGGUGUUUUGAUGGAAAACUGCGUAGGCCAAGCAUAUGAUGGCGCAAGUGUUAUGAGUGGUCAUCUGAAAGGUGUUCAAACAUUGUUCAAAAAAGAAGUACCCAGUGCAGUUUACGUUCAUUGCUACAAUCAUGUCCUAAACUUGGCCAUCGUAGACUGCUGUAAAGGUAUUCCAGAGUUCUCACAGUUUUUUAACAUGGCGGAGCAGUUGUGUUCUUAUAAGUCAUUCAUCUAUACAUACGGAAUUUAUAAAUGUACAAAAAAGACUUUAUCCUGCAUAAUAUCUUCUUUAUCUGACUAUUUGCAAUCAAAUGAAAUGGACUAUGCUCGUGCAAAUAUUUUGGUAGAAGAGGUUGUUCAGCAACUACAAUUAAUGAGAGAUCAAAGCUCAUAUUGGGAUGCCAUCUGGGAAAGGGUGGACAAAUUAUGGACGGUAACUGGCGACAGUUCAGAAGUAGUUCCCAAACGUAAAAAGCAGCUACCCGCCCGUUUCAAUAUGUUUUUUACAGAAAUUGCAGUCGAAAAUGAAUUGGAUACGUCAAAACAAGGUCUAAAAAUUGGCGUUUUUCUUCCAAUUUUGGAUAAAAUAAUAACUGAGCUUCAGUCCCGUUUCUCGAAUAAUAAGAAGUUAUUUAAUGGAUUAAGUUCAUUGCAGCCAGGACACAAGAACUUUUUAAAUUUAUCAGACCUUUUAUCCAUUGCUGGUUCCUAUAAUAAUAUUUGCACAGAUUGGGAAGAAGAAACAUUAAAAGCUGAAUGUAUUCUUUUAAAAAGAUUACUUUAA
Molecule: messenger RNA, 2562 nt
Organism: Ceutorhynchus assimilis (cabbage seed weevil)
Lineage: Eukaryota; Metazoa; Arthropoda; Insecta; Coleoptera; Curculionidae
Source: the annotation of a GenBank genome assembly